This is a messenger RNA of Brassica oleracea var. oleracea, 1256 nucleotides long. Its product is annotated as E3 ubiquitin-protein ligase RMA3-like. The transcript has 2 exons. Gene Ontology annotation, biological process: ubiquitin-dependent protein catabolic process. The record is from RefSeq and is a predicted model, not a curated record. Bases 372 to 1082 code for a protein of 236 amino acids. NCBI's taxonomy places the organism in Eukaryota, Viridiplantae, Streptophyta, Magnoliopsida, Brassicales, Brassicaceae. Gene Ontology annotation, molecular function: ubiquitin protein ligase activity; ubiquitin-like protein conjugating enzyme binding; metal ion binding. Gene Ontology annotation, cellular component: endoplasmic reticulum.
GUUUGUUCGGUAAUAAAGAAAAGGCUAAACAAAGACAGAAGAGGAAGCCAAGCCAUCACCGUCCUUGUCGUUAAAACCUCCAUUAGUCGCCACCGCACGUUGAAAAGACGUCGAACCGUAGAGCGAAUCAACACCACCUUAUCCCUGAAUCCUCUCUCUUUGGCUAUUCUCCCCAUCUCGGACUCGCAAAUGAGAAUGUAGAAAUCUCUUUGCAUCUGCUUAGGAUUUGACAUUUAGAAGCGCAAGUCAAUUCAGGCUGAUCAAAAUCAUUGUCUGGGUGGAAAGAUCUCGAGAAUGUUAUGUGUUCUGCAGAUAACAUAGCUGACAAUGUUAUGUGUUAUUGUGUUCCAUGAACAGUAAUUAACCCUCCCAUGGAAUUAGAAGGGAACUUCUUCAUGUCUGAUGCUCAACAAGCACAUGACGAUGCCUUCUUAGCUAAACAAAAACCUAAUCUCGUCACGGGUCCCAUUGGAGGUCAAAACGCUAACGAAAGUGGCUGUUUUGAUUGCAACAUCUGCCUAGACACAGCCCAUGAUCCGGUUGUCACUCUAUGCGGACACCUUUUCUGCUGGCCUUGCAUAUACAGAUGGUUACACGUUCAGUUAUCAUCCGUCUCAAUCGAUCAGCACCACAACAACUGCCCUGUUUGCAAAUCCAACAUCGCCGUCACCUCACUGGUUCCUCUCUACGGAAGAGGCAUGUCUUCCGGGUUUGGCUCGAAGAAACUAGACGCAGUAAUACCACGGAGACCUGCUCCACCAAUCACUUCAGGAUCAUCUCUGAACCCAAGGUUGCAACAUCAUCGAACAAUGUCUCCAACGUUUCACAGCCGCAACCAAUACUCCCCUCGUGGCUUCACAACAACGGAAUCAACAGACCUUGCGAAUGCAGUCAUGAUGAGUUUCCUCUACCCGGUGAUUGGGAUGUUUGGGGACUUGGUCUACACCAGGAUAUUCGGAACCUUCACAAACGCAAUAGCUCAGCCUUACCAAAGCCAGAGGAUGAUGCAGCGUGAGAAGUCUCUUAACCGGGUAUCCAUAUUCUGCUUCUUCUGCAUCUUCCUUUGCCUCCUUCUCUUCUAGCUCUCUCUCUCUCCCUCUCCCUCCCACUUGUAUAGUUUUUGAAAUGUAUAUAGACUGUAAACGUUAUGGUAUAACAAGUACAGACACUAUUGUUCCAAGUUAGGUCUCAAAUUGCAAGGCCAUUUGCUCGCUGUGUGUUGCAUAUCUAUAGACAUAUACGUGCUUGUAUCUUAA